Nerophis lumbriciformis (worm pipefish) is the source of this 763-nucleotide messenger RNA. NCBI's taxonomy places the organism in Eukaryota, Metazoa, Chordata, Actinopteri, Syngnathiformes, Syngnathidae. The record is from RefSeq and is a predicted model, not a curated record.
AUCAAGACCCCACAGCACUGAAAUAUGCUACAUGGUGAACAGCACCUUGAAGAUGGUGACCACGCUGGGGGUGUGCGCCCUCCUCUUCCUCUUCAACGGGACCAUGCUGGCCGUGACCGCCCACCGCGUCCUCGGUCUACACCCCCGCAAGGAGGUUGGAGGUGGCGAGCGAGGGCGAGCCGUGCGCAACGUCAUCACCCUGCUGGGCGUGGCCACCCUGCUGGGCGUCACCUGGGGUCUCAUCUUCCUCUCCUUCGGUCACCUGACCACGGCGGGCCUCUACCUCUUCUGCACCCUCAACUCCCUGCAAGGAUUCUUCGUCUUCUUGUGGCUGGUCAUGUCCUGGAGGAAGUCGGGCCACUUGCGGGCCAGCAGAACCCCGAGUGGGAGCGGCUGAGAGGGACGGCCCUAGUGGACAGAGCGUGGAAGUGCAGCAGGAAACAGGAAAUACCUCAGCGACAUUUUCAUGUUGAUGGCGGUAAACUUCUUCUUCUGCGCUGUCAUUAAGUGCCUCAGAUCUUGUUUUUCUUCUUUCCAAAAUAAGGCUGUUAGAAAAUGCCUUCUCAUUAUUAAUCACUCUCAGCCAAAAGUGUAGUAUUAGUGUGUCUCCAGCGCUUGCUUUUCAAAAUAAAAGCCUUAAAUGUAUGGCUUUCUCAUAAAAAAUCAAAUUGUAUUGGAAAUUUUCAAAUCAAGUAGUCAAACAAAAUUGUCUUUGCUAAAUUUAUUGAAUGGCUCCAGCUGUAUUUUUUUUUCCUUUCCAAAA